Anas platyrhynchos (mallard) is the source of this 5479-nucleotide messenger RNA. NCBI's taxonomy places the organism in Eukaryota, Metazoa, Chordata, Aves, Anseriformes, Anatidae. The record is from RefSeq and is a predicted model, not a curated record.
GGGUAGGGCUGGUGGCGCGCCCGCGGCGGCGGUGGCGGCUCCGGGACGGGUGCUGGGGAAGUGUCCCCGUGCCCCGCGGCAGCAGCAGCAGCAGUGCCAGCGUCACACUGCGCCGGGGCGAUGCGGCUGUGAGAGGGGCGCCGUGGGGACAGGCUGCCUGGGUGUGCAUUAGGAUCACUUCACAUUAUACUUCUGAACUUCAAAAAUCUGAAAGGCCCAACCAACUUCAGGAGAGCUCUCCUGUCUGUCAGCUGAAUCAGAGGCUUUUGUUAGCCCUGUAUCCAAGGAACACAGUACUGCUUGUGAAAGGAAAAUGUUGUUCAAAACACAGUGGGCCAAGAAGCUGGAAAACCUGCGUUGCCAAAACCAGUAGGUGGUAUUAUGGAUAGAAGGUCUGAAACAAGACGUCCUUAUAUCAGCAUUAUGCCAUCUUUGAAUUGCCAAGAUGGAUGUGUAUGCCAACACAGUGGAGAACACAAGAGAUUGAACAAUGUUCAGGAAGAGACUUCUUCACCAGCGGGCCAAGAAGCUGGAAAACCUGCGUUGCCAAAACCAGUAGGUGGUAUUAUGGAUAGAAGGUCUGAAACAAGACGUCCUUAUAUCAGCAUUAUGCCAUCUUUGAAUUGCCAAGAUGGAUGUGUAUGCCAACACAGUGGAGAACACAAGAGAUUGAACAAUGUUCAGGAAGAGACUUCUUCACGUUCCAGGCCAUUAGUUCAACUUCCUUCAUGUUUAUGGGAUGAGAUACUGUUAAAAAAUAUUGCAACUGGAGAACCUGUUUGUCAGACUAAUUUGAGCCGAAUUUUAGAGACAAGCACUUUACCAGUUUCUCUAGCUUCUUAUGAAGUGGAAGGCAACCAAAUCACAGGGAACAUUCAGAAUCCUGAUAAAAAUUCUGAACACGUCACUGAACAUGCUUCUGGAGUGUCUAAUGAUUUGAAUGGUCACAAUGGAAUUGCUUUUGUAAACAUCGAUUCUUAUGAGCCAGAUAGCAGUGAUGGAGAAGAUGAUGAUGGACAAGACCAGGUAUGUUUGGGAAGAGAAGGAGCAGGUGUAUUUCAGGAAGCACUAGAUGACGUAGUUUCUGAGUUAGGAAAAACUAUAGAGGCUUUCACUGACUUAGAGUCCCAAUUGUCCACUCUCAGCUGCAGAAUUUCUAGAGAAUGCUGUAAGGAAGUGAGACCAGUGCCUUUAACAAGAUAUUUGAGCACAGAUUCAGACAUGAACCAUUCAAACAACAAAACACUUAAAAAAUCCCCUACCGAAGAUCAAGCCAUACCAAAAAGUAAUGUGACUGGUGACAGUCAUGAAACACAACAGAUAAAUCUAGUAGAUACUGAAAUUUGUACCCCUGUAACAACUUAUAAUGAAUUAAACCUCAGUGAUGACGAGGCUGAACAAGGAAAUCCACCUGAGCUAGUAGUGAGACCUAAAAUAAAGCAAAAUCCCAGAAGCCGGUUGGAGAGAGAGACUCAUCUGUCUGGUGAUGAUGAAGAAAGCAAAAGCACUUCUAAUAGGGGAAGUGAAACUGCUAAAAUCCAGCAAGGCUAUGAUAAGCGUACAUGGAGAAACGACAACGAAGAAUUGAGUUUUGCUAUGUUCCUCAAAUCCGAAGAGUACACAGAUUCUCAAAAGAACACUAGCACAGACCUAAGGAGAGACACAACAGCUCAAGAACAAAAUGAUGACUUAAACGACAGCAAUUUUUGGGAUGCGCUUGAAUGCUGCAGCAGACACUUACCACAGCCCCUCAAAGAUGAAGACAGCUCAGAAUGUAGUGAUGGAGAAUGGUCUGCAUCUGGGCCUUUUUGUUUUGCUGCUGCAGCGAAGUCCGUAAGUGAUGAGAGCUGGGGGACGCUCCCAGGCAGGGAGGAACGUGAGCCUGAAGAGGUAGAAGUGUAUAUAGGCUCUGGUUUAGGUGGAAGGGAACUCCCACCUUUGGAGGAAGUGGAGUUUCCUUUUUUACAGUACCCUGAAGAAAGUAGCAGUGAUGAGGAAAAUCAUCUAGUUAGUGAAUUUGUGCAUCCUGGCUUAUUUAUUUUGGAUGGAAACAACAACCUUGAGGAUGACUCCAGUGUGAGUGAGGACCUGGAUGUGGAGUGGAGACUGCUGGAUGAGUUUAAUGAAGGCCUAGGAGUUGCUCAAGCCAUUUCAUCUGUGGACCCCCAGUUUAUCACGUAUGUGGCACUAGAGGAACGCUUAGCACAAGCUAUGGAGAACGCUCUGGCACAUUUGGAAUCUCUUGCAGUUGAUGAUCAACAGGCGCAUCCACCAGCUCCUAAAGAAAGCAUAGAUUGUCUGCCACAGAUUAUCAUCACAGAUGACCGUAAUGGUCAAGACCAGUGUUGCUGUACUAUCUGCUUCAGUGAAUAUGUGAAAGAUGAAAUCAUAACAGAGCUACCCUGUCAUCAUUUGUUUCACAAGCUCUGUGUCACUCUUUGGUUACAGAAGUCGGGAACAUGCCCUAUUUGUCGCCACGUGCUUGCACCCGUGGAUCCUUAAACAGCUGCUACAACUGCUCCCUUUCUAUCUGAUAAUGAAUCUUCCAUCUUCUGUUCAGAAUGUUACAAGAGCUCCAAACUCUAGCAUCUGAAAUGAAGUCUCCUUCGCCAAAAUAAAAAUGUUAACUUUGCCUGUUAAAUUACAAAAAAAAAGAAAAAACAAUUAUAUAUAAAAUAUUACAUGUAAAAUACUUCAUAUGUUAUAUAUUUAAGUUUAAGAAGAAGAUGCUAGAAUUUAUAAACUUAUUUAGGUUUGCAAUACUUUAAAUUUCUAAAGUCUGAAGCUUGUAUUAUGAUAAAUUUGUCCAAACAGAUAAUUAAUGUGGCACUGCCUCUCUAAGUUUCUGCAACUGCAGUGCAGUUGUAGCUUACUGAAGUUAUGCUUAUCUGUUUUUCACAACUGAUCUAUUUGCUAAUGACUGACUGUAAUGGAUGUCUUUUUUACAUCAAAUGCAAAGAUCUUCUUUGACAACAGUACAGUUUGGUUUCACUGGAAAUAAGUUUCACCGAGAAACGCUAUCUUACCCCUUUAUUCUAUAUAAACUUUCUUCAUACUAUCAGAAAUACUGUUAUAUUGCUGAUACCUGGACUUUUUUUUACAAAUGCUAAUACUAUUUUUAAGACUAGGUCCUGAAUAAGUAUAUGAACUUUGGAACUUCAAUACACGAUAUUCUUAAUUUCUAAGAGGCUGAAUCCAUAAAAGCUGGGCAGCUGUUUCCUUCAAGUUCUGCUUAAAUUCCACUGUAUUAAGUAGGUCUCCUGCACUUUCUCCUUCAUGCACACCCUCUCACUAUUAGAUGUAUUUAUUUUUUCUUAUAUGUAAGGGGUGGGUUUACUUUCCUAAAACAGUUGUAAUUAAAAUAUUUUUCUUUUGGAGUCUUAAAUCUGAACAAAGUAGUAAGAACAUUACCUACCUAAUAGCCAUGUAUUCAAAUGUAUUUUUCAAUUAAGAUAACUCCAAUGAAGCUAUUUCAGAAAUUAAAGAAUGUUUCUAGCGUUUGUACUUGUUUCAGUAGGUUAUGCUAUACUUAAUGUUCUAAAGGAGAAAAGACUAGUUUCUAGAACGUAUUUCUCUAAAUAAUACUAUAUGUCCCUUAAAGUUUUUUUUGUAUACUGAAGUUACUCUUAGAGUGCAGGAAGUUAAGAUUUUGAUCUGUGGAUAUGUACUAAUACCUGUGCAAAUCUCUUCUGUGGCUCUUGGAUAGACAUGUGAUUCCUGCAGUGGGAAUAAUAUAAAAGGGAUCGUGUCCAAACAGUCAUAAAACAAUUAGUUUCUUCCAGUAACUAUUAGCUUGAAUGAAGCUCUUGGAAAGGAAGAGUGAUUGAGAAAGCAUUACAGUAGCUCUUCCUUAGUGCUUAGAUUAUUGCUGUCAUCAGUGUCAUUCCUUACAAAUAUAUCUUUUUUUUUUUUUUUUUUCUUUAAAUAGUGGUCAAAGACAGUAACACUUGUUUUAUUUUGAGGGAUACACUCUAGUGUAGUUUUUGGAGUGCAGCAGAACAAAGAAUGGAUAGCAGCUGACAUUGGUAUAUUCAUGAGAAUUCAGAUGAUGCAGUUCCAAACUGAGGAGUACAAGGAAACGCCAACAAUUGGAUAUUGGUGAAAAGUGGUAGAAGCAUGGUUAGUACAGCUCCUUAUUUUUUGUAGUAAAACUCUAUAGUCCCUGCAGUUGCCAUCAGCAGGAUUGGGGAAAAUGUGACAAGGAACAUAUGCUGAACAUAUGCUUACAGGCAUGCUCACUGGGACACUUCAUUCUCUUCCAAGAAGCACUAUAAUUUUUCCAUAUCUCUAUUAGAAACCAGUGCUGAAUGAUCUGUAACUACCCAGUACUCCAGAUGAUAAAGAGUUAAUGCUGCCCUUAAUGUUGUUCCAGGAUCUUUAGGGGAUGUAGGUACAUUUCAGACAAAGUAUAAAUGAAGACAUUCAUAUUCCCAGCUGGGGGAGGAAGCAGACCAGCAGAAGGGUGAGUUUUACUGCCUAAUAAUAUCAGACUUGUUCUUGAGGGUGUUAUCAGUAGCUUCACUCUGCAGCAACUGCAGGUACUUAAACCAGUCUGUGUUCUGUUUCAGUCUGGACAGUACAGUAUAGCACAGCGUGCAGGUCUUCGUUUAAUCCCUUAAGAACAGUGUUUUGUAAAGAGGAUUACUCCAGCUUCUGGGGCAAAAUCUGGAAGUGCUCUUGCUAGUUUGAUUCCAGGCUUACCCAGUAGUGUUGAGUUAAGAAAGAAGCAGCUGUUGGGCUUUUUCCCUCCUUGUCUAUUGCUGGCCUCAGUACUGGAAUCUUCCAAUUUGUAAACAACCAAUAAAAAACUGCCUGAGAAUGUGUUCAAAGCUUUGUUUGUUCAAAUUUAACUUGAAUGUAGAGGCAUCACUUACAGAUGAAAGACCUUCAGCAGGGUGUCUGAAAAGUAUAUGUUAGGUCAUGCUCAGGUUCCCAGAAUUGUCCUGCAACACCUAGGAAGAAUCAUGAUCCAGAAAUUUGGAUUAUUUGUCCAAAUGUUUGACUUUUUGGUAUAUAAAAUUGCAUCAGAUUGCUGUGCAGACUAAGUGGUUCAUGCUUCAAAUUUAAAAUUGUUUGGUUAAAGUGGGCCUAGUUCAUCUGAAGGCCUUGCAAAGUAUAAUGUUUUCCUAAGAAAAAAAUUAAAAAAAAAAAUAAUUUGCUCAAAGGGAGUUCUCUGGUAAACUUUCUAGCUACUGGAAGAAAAUGUUUGCUAUGUCAUGUAAAACCAAAUAUUCAAGGGGAAUGAAGAAGCAAAUGUUAAAAACAAGCUUGCUACUACUAAAUGUUUGUAUUGUCUUUAUAUGCACUGGUAAACUGGAAGCAUCUACAUUAGAAGUCUAAAGGAGACCAUAACAGUGGAUAGACAAAUUACCUAUUUAGAAUAAUUUCUAAGAAAUCCAAAAAUCAUUGUGCAAAAAGUUUCUUCAUGAUGCAAAUUGUUUAUUAAACAUAAUAAAGCACUUUCUUUCUGAAUUCAAAA